Messenger RNA from Dioscorea cayenensis subsp. rotundata (Guinea yam), 1608 nucleotides. RefSeq names its product dnaJ protein homolog. Gene Ontology annotation, cellular component: cytosol; cytoplasm. NCBI's taxonomy places the organism in Eukaryota, Viridiplantae, Streptophyta, Magnoliopsida, Dioscoreales, Dioscoreaceae. Gene Ontology annotation, biological process: response to heat; protein refolding. The transcript has 6 exons. The coding region runs from base 91 to 1341 and encodes 416 amino acids. The record is from RefSeq and is a predicted model, not a curated record. Gene Ontology annotation, molecular function: ATP binding; Hsp70 protein binding.
GCUUCUUCUCUAUAAUGCCAUCGUGGGUGUUCGUGAUCUCUUUUGAGAAAAAACAUCGUCGGAGAUUGUCGUCGGUGAUCGUCGGAGAAGAUGUUUGGGAGGGCACCGAAGAAGAGCGAUAGCACGAGGUACUAUGAGAUCCUUGGGGUCUCGCCGAACGCUUCGCAGGAUGAUCUCAAGAAGGCUUAUCGGAAAGCAGCGAUCAAGAAUCAUCCUGAUAAGGGUGGCGAUCCUGAGAAGUUCAAGGAAUUAGCACAGGCUUAUGAGGUUCUGAGUGAUCCUGAGAAGCGUGAGAUAUAUGAUCAAUAUGGUGAGGAUGCCCUCAAGGAGGGAAUGGGUGGUGGUGGAGGCCAUGAUCCAUUUGACAUCUUUCAAUCCUUCUUUGGUGGAAACCCAUUUGGUGGUGGUGGGAGUAGUCGAGGGCGUCGGCAGAGGAGAGGAGAGGAUGUUAUCCAUCCCUUAAAGGUUUCAUUGGAGGACCUCUACAAUGGGACUUCUAAAAAGCUCUCACUUUCUCGCAAUAUUAUCUGCUCUAAGUGCAAGGGCAAGGGUUCGAAGUCGGGUGCUUCAAUGAAAUGCUCUGGAUGCCAAGGUUCUGGCAUGAAAGUGUCCAUCCGACAGCUUGGUCCUUCAAUGAUUCAACAGAUGCAGCAUGCCUGCAAUGAGUGUAAAGGGACAGGCGAGACCAUCAAUGAUAAGGACCGAUGCCCACAGUGCAAGGGGGAGAAGGUUGUGCAAGAGAAGAAGGUACUCGAGGUUAUUGUCGAGAAGGGAAUGAGAAAUGGCCAGAAGAUAACAUUCCCGGGAGAGGCUGACGAAGCGCCGGAUUGCAUUACUGGUGACAUUGUGUUUGUCCUGCAACAAAAGGAUCAUCCCAAGUUCAAGAGAAAGGAUGAUGAUCUCUUUGUUGAACACACAUUGUCUCUAACUGAGGCUCUCUGUGGCUUCCAAUUUGUGCUAACUCACCUGGAUAACAGACAGCUGCUCAUCAAAUCAAACCCUGGUGAAGUUGUGAAGCCCGACCAAUUCAAGGCAAUAAAUGAUGAAGGCAUGCCGGUAUAUCAGAGGCCAUUCAUAAGGGGAAAACUCUACAUUCACUUCACAGUGGACUUCCCAGAUUCACUCUCCCCAGACCAGUGCAAGGCUAUUGAGGGUGUGCUGCCGCCACGCGGUGGAUCGCAGCUGACUGACAUGGAGCUGGAUGAGUGUGAGGAAACAACACUGCAUGAUGUGAAUAUUGAGGAGGAGAUGAGAAGGAAGCAAGUCCAAGGCCAGGAAGCAUACGAUGAAGAUGAAGACAUGCCUGGAGGUGCUCAGAGAGUGCAAUGUGCUCAGCAGUAGAGGCAAAAAGUCUUGGCCUUAUUCAUAUCAAGUGUGCUUAGAGACUAAAAAUUUCAGAGAGACAGACACCCACUACUUCUAAUCAUUUACAUUGAUCUUCUAAUAUGUUACUAGUAAUAUCAUGUUGGUAAAUAUUUAGCUGAAUUACUUGCAUCUCUGGUGCAUUAUUGUCUUGGUUUGAGUGGUGAAUGUCAUUAGUAAAUCUUGUAUGGUUUUUUCCUUUUUGCUUGUGAAUUUCUGUGGAUUGCUCACUGCCAACCUGGAGAA